Chelmon rostratus (copperband butterflyfish) is the source of this 3871-nucleotide messenger RNA. RefSeq names its product zinc finger and BTB domain containing 17 (gene zbtb17). The transcript has 15 exons. The coding region runs from base 201 to 2993 and encodes 930 amino acids. NCBI's taxonomy places the organism in Eukaryota, Metazoa, Chordata, Actinopteri, Chaetodontiformes, Chaetodontidae. The record is from RefSeq and is a predicted model, not a curated record. Gene Ontology annotation, cellular component: nucleus. Gene Ontology annotation, molecular function: protein binding.
UGGUGGUGGAUGGAGUUAGCGGGGCAAGAUCGAUCACCGAAAAACUCGAUUGGGUUUGUUUUUCCUAACCGAGUCAAAUACUUCGUAAGACGGCCUGGUCAAGCGGUUUGAACCCAGAGAGAAGAGGCGACACAAGGAGCGCUCCACAGGGCCUGUUCCUGCCUGCCAGCCUCUCCCGCCGUCCUCGAGCCUUCAGGACGAUGGAGUUUCCCUGGCACAGCGGGAAGGUUCUGGAGCAGCUUAAUCGCCAGCGCAAGCAGGGCCUGCUGUGUGACUGCACCUUUGUUGUGGACGGGGUGGACUUCAAGGCCCACAAAGCUGUGCUGGCGGCAUGUAGCAUCUACUUCCGCACCCUCUUCCUGGACCAGAAAGAUGUGGUGCAUCUGGACAUAAGCAAUGCAGCGGGUUUGGGUCAGGUCCUAGACUUUAUGUACACAGCCAAGCUGAGUUUAAGUCCGCAGAAUGUAGAAGACGUGCUGGCUGUUGCCAACUUUCUACAGAUGCAAGAAAUUGUAAAUGCAUGCUGUGCGUACCAGUCAAUGGCAAAUCCAACUCCAUCCCUCAUAACCCUGGAUUUCGCUGUUGAAGACAAACCGAGUGGCGGAGAGCAGAGAGAGGAACAAGAGAGCCAGCUGGCAGAAGUGGCAUCACAACCGGACGAGAGUCCCCCUAGCACCGCCACAGAGGAUAAAGAGCCCACAAAUCAGGAAAACUUAAAGGAAAACAUCUCUACUGAAACACAACAGACUGUUUCUCAGCCCAACCCCUCCAGAACCCACUCAGGCCGAGGACGACCCCCCAAAACCGCCCCCCUUUCUGCUCAAAAGAAGAUAUCUAUAAAGAAGGAGGAAGAAAGUGCUCAAGAUGUGCCUGCAUUUCAGGACGACCCCUCUGACACUGACUACACGCCCAAAUCACAGUUGAAACCUGCCGGUAGCUCGUCCUACAUGAGCUCUCGGGGGAGAAGAAUCAGGAAACCUCCUCGGAGAAACUUCCCACCUGACAAUGACUCAGAGGAUGAAGGCACAUCAAAGACAAAAGCUGGGAAGAAGGCGACGGAGCCGGCGGAAGUGGCCAGAGAACAGGAGGAGGACUCUGGGGAGGCCGGCGAUGGGGAAGCUGAUGAUGAUGAUGAUGAUGAUGAUGAAGAAGAGGAGGCUGGAGAGGAAGACGGCGAGGUUAGCCAGCAGAUGGGAGGAGUCGAUUGGAGCAGCGAGGGAGAGGGCAGACAAACCUCAUCAGCGUCUAUGAGCAGCCGAUCCGAGUCCAAACCUUAUAGCUCCGUGACGCACGAAUGUGAGGACUGUGGGAAGAAAUUCACACACACUGGUAAUUUCAAGAGACACAUGCGUAUUCACACAGGAGAGAAGCCGUUCAGCUGCCGGGACUGCAACAAGGCUUUCUCUGACCCUGCAGCCUGUAAAGCCCACGAGAAAACACACAGCCCUCUGAAGCCGUACUCCUGCUUGACCUGUGGAAAGAGCUACAGACAGAUCAGCCUGCUCAACCUGCACCGCAAACGGCACACGGGCGAGGCGCGGUACAGCUGCGAAGUGUGCGGUAAGCUCUUCACCACGUCUGGCAACCUGAAGCGCCACCAGCUGGUGCACAGCGGCGAGAAGCCGUACCACUGCGACUACUGCGAGAAGGCCUUCUCCGACCCCACCGCCAAGAUGAGACACCUGGAGACGCACGACACAGAGAAGGGCAACAAGUGUCCACACUGUGACAAACGCUUCAACCAGGUGGGAAAUCUGAAGGCUCACUUAAAAAUCCACAUCACAGACGGGCCUCUCAAGUGUAAGGAGUGUGGCAAACAGUUUACCACGACAGGAAAUCUGAAGAGACACCUGCGCGUUCACAGUGGGGAGAAACCGUACAUCUGUGUGCACUGUCAGAGAGCUUUCAGUGACCCUGGAGCUCUGCAGCGGCAUGAACGCAUCCACACAGGAGAGAAGCCCUGUGUCUGUCUCAUCUGUGGCAAGGCCUUCACCCAGGCCAGCUCACUCAUCGCUCACGUCCGCCAGCACACUGGAGAGAAGCCCUAUGUGUGUGAUCGUUGCGGCAAAAGGUUUGUGCAGUCCAGCCAACUGGCCAAUCACAUUCGGCAUCACGACAAUGUCCGGCCCCACAAGUGUCAGAUGUGCAACAAGGCUUUUGUUAAUGUGGGAGACCUGUCGAAGCACAUUAUCAUUCACACAGGGGAGAAGCCUUUCCUGUGCGAUAAAUGCGGCCGAGGGUUCAACCGGGUGGACAAUCUGCGCUCCCACGUCAAGACCGUUCACCACGGCAAGGCCGGCAUGAAGCGGCUGGUGGUAGCUGGAGGCAGCACAGACGAGGGAGCUGAUGGAUGCGCAGGGGCAUCCACAUCUGACAGCGAGAUCAACAUAGUUACUGUCACCACGGAGGACAUUGUCACCCUGGCAACCGAGGCCCUGGCAGCCAGUGCUGUAGCUCAGCUGACAGUAGUACCAGUGGCUGCUUCAGUGUCUGCAGAUGAGACGGAGGCUUUGAAAGCAGAAAUCACCAAGGCAGUAGAGAAAGUGCAAGAAGCAGACCCCAACACCCAGAUCUUGUACGCUUGUGACUCAUGUGGUGAUAAAUUCUUGGACGCCAGCUCCCUAGCCCAACACGUACGCAUCCACACAGCUCAGGCCUUGGUCAUGUUUCAGGCAGAUUCCGACUUCUACCAGUACACCACGGCCACCGCCGCCGAGGGGGAUUCUGCCACAACGUGGCAACCCACAACCGAGCAGGUCAUCCAGGAAGAACUUAUCUUCCGUGCCCCGGAGGGAGAGGGGGAUGCAGAAGGAGGGAUGGUGGGGGAGACACAAGCACGAGAGGAAGAGUCAGGAGCGGUGAUUCAUGUGGAGGGGAGGGAGGCUGGUGAGGUGGAAACCCACACUGAGCUCCCCGCAGAGGGAAGGGAUGAAGCUGCAGCAGAGGUAGAGGAGGAACAAGAAGAGGCGAUGGAAUGUGAAAGUGAGGCGUAGUAGAGCAGAUACGUAAAGAGUGUAUGAAAUAUUGCUUGUAACAGAACUCUAUUUGGUACAGGAGAAGGAAAUAGAAGAAAUGAAGUGAGCUGAUGCCAAGAUGUUAAAAAUAAAUCUAUACUGGAUUCAUGACUUGGGACACUUUUUAAACAACUUUGUCUGAGGAGGUAUGGUUGUAAGUCAUGUCUUUGCCAGUCAUAAUUCCAGGAAACAAGAUCAGAUCCAGUGAUAUUAUUGGGAAUUCCUUCAGAGAUGGAUAUACUACUUUGUAUAGUUUGUUAUUUUUAGACUGAAAUGCAGGACUGUGCAUUGUCCUUUUUCUGUCUUACCUAAUCUAACUUAAAGAAAGACCUCUGUGUUGAGAUAUGUACAUUUUCCUUAAACAGUCAACAAUAUUUUAUUGUACUUAGUUGAAGUAUUUUCAUGAAAAGCACAUUAUAAAGAGAGUAUCUACAUGAAAAUGUGGGGAUACUAAAAAUGUAUUUUGGGGGGGGGGGGGUACGUAAUUAUUACCUCCUAGUUUUCCAGAAGUGGGAUGUCAUACAUUCAUGUACUGGCAAACAUUUAAAUGCUGUGCAUGUAUGAUAUUUGUAUAUGUGUUAUGUGUCCUCUAAAAAGUCUUAAUACCUCUGAUAAAAGAUAAAAAGAAAUGUGUGUGGUGAUGACAAGCUGGACAACAAUUCUCAGUUUCACCUUGAUAGGAUACCAGCUUUUUUCUGGUAUUGCAUUUAACUGGUCACAUUGGUGUGUGGGCUGCUCCCUGUCACCAGUGGUUUAUGUCAUUAUUUUGUCUUCUUAUAUUAACACUUGCAAGUAACAUUCUGCUUAGACUCACUGUUAUUCAUCAUCUGAUCAUAAAGAACCAUCCCGCAGUCUGA